Molecule: messenger RNA, 1914 nt
Organism: Chironomus riparius
Lineage: Eukaryota; Metazoa; Arthropoda; Insecta; Diptera; Chironomidae
Source: the annotation of a GenBank genome assembly
GCAGUUUGUUAGUGUCAGUUAAGUCGUUCAUUCAGUAGAUCAGAAGAGUUAAUAAAAUAAAAUAUGAAGAAAUUAUUAUUCAUAACAAUUUUCAUAAUUUCAUUCAUAAAGUUCUCAGUCUCAAUCGACUGUAAUGUGAACGAGGAAUCAAAUAUGGAAAGAAAAAUUAAACACAAGCUUUUCUGCAAUGGCUACGAUAGCACUAUAAGACCUGUUCAAGACCAUAAAACAACUACAUCUGUCAAAGUUAAAAUGAUGAUAAAAAGUUAUGAUUAUAGCGAUCAUCAUUCAACUUUAACAAUCAACACAUGGAUGGUUAAUAGAUGGAAGGACGAAUUUCUAAAAUGGGAUCCGAGGGACUAUGGAAAAAUUAAAUCAUUCGACAUAAGCUCAAGCAUGAUCUGGAAACCAGAUUUUUCCCUUUAUAAUGCCGACAUUUCCUAUGGAAUUGGAUCAUGCCAUGAAACAAGUUGUCUAAUAGAGAAUGAUGGUAAUGUAUCGUGUAUUGAGCCAUGUUCAUUUGUCGGACACUGCAGAUCAGAUUACACUCAAUGGCCUUUCGAUAGACAAAACUGUUCCAUGAUCUUUGGACCUUGGAUGAAUAGUCAAAAUGAAGUUGACUUUAUUGAAGAUGACGCAGUGAUUUCAAAAGUGGGAGCACAAGAGCACACACAAUGGAAAUUGAUAUCAGCAAAAGUAGUAAAGAGAGUUGUUGCAUUGAGUUCGAAAGAUAAGAAAUAUUCGGCCAAAUUUCCAAAUCUUUCGUACUCGUUCGUUAUUGAAAGGCAUUCGGGAAUGAUUUUUAAAAUUUUAAAAGUCUCUGCAAUAACAUUCAUUUUAUUGAAUAUGACUACAUUGUUCAUAAAGAAUCGACUGAAUGAAAGGCUGUCAUUGCUGAUAAUUAACAUGCUUCUGCAUUUCCAAAUGAUACAUCGAAUGUCGUGGAUGACUCCACAUAAUGGCGAACAAACACCGAAAGUUUUGAUAUUUUUCAGAAAUUCUUUAGUCAUAACAACGGUCUUAGUGAUUGAAACAUUAAUUGUUUAUUCACUGCACGCAUGUGAGGUCCAACCAGCAGACAAAAUGAAGAAUAUGAUUAAUCAUUUAAAAAGAAAUCAAUUGAUAAGUCUCAUCAUGCAAAAUAAAUCAAAUGAACAUGGUGAUGGAAUGGCACUCGUCGAGGAAGAAGAAGAAGUAGUGAAAGCCACUUCGAAUAAUGAGAUAUGGAACUUUUUGGCGAGCUUCAUUGACAAAUUGAUCGCAAUAAUAAUUUUCAUUAUUUAUGUUGUCAUGAGCUUCACUCAUGUACCACUUGGGUACAUUUUAGCGAGCAGUAUUAUAAAGCAAGUUGAUUAAUUGAAGUUUAAAUACAUCAUAUUAUGAUACUCACUUGUACGAGCCAAAGCUUUCUAUACAAGUUCCACUGUUCUUGCAUGGAUUAUUAAGGCAUUCUUUAACAUCUUCUGUACAAUUUGGCCCUUUAAAGCCUGGAGGACAUGUGCAUUUAUAUUUAUUAUUAAGCGUCAUCGAACAUCUUCCUCCAUUCUUGCAAGGUGAUGAUGCACAUAGAUUAGAUUUUUCACAAUUUCGACCUAUAUUAAAUUUAUCAAUAAUUAUUGUAAGAACUCAAACAAAUUAUAUUAAGCAAUAAACAAACCUGAGAAUCCCUCUUGACAUCUACAAUCGUAUUCGUCUAUCGAUCUCAAAACGCAAUCACCACCAUUUUUACAUGGCGAUGAACUGCAUGCAGUAUCUUCGCUAAUUUCACAUAAGCUUGCUGAAAAUCCCAUUGGACAUUUACACUCGAACGUUGCUUGCUCGUCUUUCACUUGAAAUACACAAGUUCCACCGUUCUGACAUCGUGGAGCAGUCAAACAAGGAUUUGUAUAUUGACAAAAAUCACCAACAUAUCGA